Coregonus clupeaformis (lake whitefish) is the source of this 2415-nucleotide messenger RNA. RefSeq names its product protein phosphatase PTC7 homolog. The transcript is spliced from 6 exons. NCBI's taxonomy places the organism in Eukaryota, Metazoa, Chordata, Actinopteri, Salmoniformes, Salmonidae. The coding region runs from base 656 to 1549 and encodes 297 amino acids. The record is from RefSeq and is a predicted model, not a curated record.
CCAAGGAUGGUGUUUUUUUUAUGGGGGCAAUGAGUGUUACAUUUGAUCAAGUGAAUUGCUAUUUUGAUAGGUGAGGCUUAUUUGAUCGAAUAGAAGCUGAAUAAUGCUUAGGUUGUUACGAGUGUAUUGGUAUGUUUUCUACAACAGAUCAUUAACUAGACCGUUCCCACCUGAUCUCGCCUGACAUUCGCCUUUGCGGACAUGUAUUUCCAUUGUUAGAGCGGUCAGUCGACCAUCUUGUCAAGUAUAAUAGAUCAUCUUUGAUUAAUGUAGAGAGAGCCUGCAUUUGCGUGCGCAGAUGUGACGUCUGGCCGAGGAAUCACAAGACUGGAGGACCGGUAUUGCGCUGUCGGCGUGCAUUUGUGUGUGACUGGAAACAUGUCCGCAAGGAUUGUGCACACCGGAAAAUCAAUGAAAUCCACCAAAACCUAAAGAACCAGUGCAAUUUGACCCUUCAAAAGAAUUGGACAUACUCCGGGACCCUUUUCUACGGUUGUGUUACCUCUCUGACUCGCGUUUUAGCCUAUACAGUGGCAGAAGUAUCCAAAACGAAUGGUGGAAGUCGAAUAGUCUCCAAAAGUAGGCUAGGCCGAGAGUGGAGUGGAGUGGAGAGUGAAGGGCUCCGCAGGUAGAUACGGGCGCUCGCUCUUGAGGAAUGUUAUCCGUACUCUCCUAUGGAAGACUAGUUGCGAGGGCUGUCCUUAGCGGACUCUCUCAAACUGAUGGUCGGGAUUACAGCCUGGUCACAGCUAGUUGUGGGUUUGGGAAAGACUUUCGUAAAGGGAUCUUGAAGAAAGGAAUGUGCUACGGGGAUGACGCUUGUUUCAUUGCCCGGCAUAGGUCCGCCGAUGUAUUGGGUGUGGCGGAUGGUGUAGGUGGAUGGAGGGACUACGGGGUGGACCCGUCCCAGUUCUCUGCUACCCUGAUGAGGACGUGUGAGCGGCUGGUGAAGGAGGGCCGCUUCACCCCCAGCAGCCCUGUGGGCAUCCUCACCUCAGGCUACUACGAGCUCCUACAGAACAAAGUACCCCUGCUCGGGAGCAGCACAGCCUGUAUCGUGGUCCUGGACCGACGGAGCCAUCAACUGCACACAUGUAAUCUAGGUGACUCUGGUUUCCUGGUGGUGCGGGGGGGAGAGGUGGUGCACCGCUCGGACGAACAGCAGCACUACUUCAACACCCCUUUUCAGCUGUCCAUCGCUCCCCCAGGUGCAGAGGGAGUAGUACUCAGUGACAGCCCUGAGGCCGCUGACAGCUCCUCCUUCGACGUCCAGCUGGGUGACAUCAUCCUGACCGCCUCGGAUGGCCUCUUCGACAACAUGCCCGACUACAUGAUCCUGCAAGAGCUCAAGAAGCUCAAGAGCACGAACUAUGACAGCAUCCAGCAGACGGCACAGAGCAUUGCAAAGCAAGCCCAUGAACUGGCCUAUGACCCCAACUACAUGUCCCCUUUCGCUCAGUUUGCCUGUGACAAUGGUCUGAAUGUAAGAGGGGGGAAGCCUGAUGACAUCACAGUGCUGCUGUCCAUUGUGGCAGAAUGCACAGACUAAGUGUGUGUGAUGUUUAUUGGAACUGUUUACUUCCUUCCCUCUGUCAGUCUUCCACCUGCCUCCUUCUCAAAUGCAUUGCUUCCUGUCGGACGGACUGGGGAGCCCCCCCUAUCCCUUCACUGACCUUCCCAUCUCACCGCCACAAAAUAGAACACGCGCUCCUCACCACAGAAUUGGGCUCCAUCUCUAUUCUUCCAUUUUGUUUUGGGACUGUAGUGAGGAGGCAGGCAGCUAGGACUUUCUCAUGUUGAUCGUGAUGCAGGAGGAGCAGAACGGCAUGUUGGUUCCCCACUUCAUUGGGACUGCGACUGAAUGGCAGUCCUGAAUGCAGGAGAGUUUGCUUUUGCAUGGAGUUGGGCUUGGUAGCCCUGAAACAAGCAGCGGGUAUUAUAAGUCAAGUAAGCCAUGGUUUGGGGUUGGGGAGAUGUGGUUGUGUUGCCUAUAUAUUUUGAAUGUCUGUGUUGUACGUGUUGUAGCUGUGUGACUGUCUGUUCCAAGUUGUCUAUGUGUGUGUGUGUGGAUGAAUACUAAGACUGGGGAAUUGAGAGAGACUGGGUUGUGGGGUUUAGAGAAGUUGCAGUGACUUGUGAUCAGAAAGGAUGUAGAUCUGGGUUUGGUGUCAGUGUCUUGGAUUAGGAUAAAGGGGUAGCUGGACAGUGUAAUUUACUAGCUCAGCUAGCAGAGAUCUCUCCAGAGUGCCACCUAUAGGCUAGUCUGAACUGUUACCACAUUGAGGGUACUGAAAAGUUCUGUCGCUGCACACAUCCUCAUGGGUUAGUAAAUAUUGUGUGUCAUGUACAGUGAGGGGAAAAAAGUAUUUGAUCCCCUGCUGAUUUUGUAUGUUUGCCCACUGACAAAGAAAUGAU